AUGGUACUCCUACAGUACCCUAAGGCAGUGGUCUUUGAUUUAGAUUAUACAUUGUGGCCACUAUGGUGUGAUACUCAUAUAUAUAUGCCUAUUAGUGCAUUAAGCAGGAAUGAGCUUGUCGAUAGUAAUGGUAUGAAGAUUUCCUUCUAUAAAGACGUGGAGUCAAUUAUUCUAGAAUUGGUAGAGAAUGAAGUUGUACUCAUUGCCGCAAGCAGGACGGCAACGCCAAAAAUUGCUCAGGAGUUGUUGUCUUUGCUUCAUAUAGGUGGUAAGCCUGCGAUUACUUACUUUCAUUCUUUACAGUGGGGACAAGGAAGUAAAGUCAAGCACAUAUCGAAGGCCGCUGAAGAUCUCCGUUUGCAAUCCGCUUUGCAGGAGGGACACUUUAUGUUGUUUGACGACGAACUGAGAAAUCGUGAUGUUGGAAGUAUCAAUUGUCAUUUUGCUUACGUCUACGAUGAAAACCAAGGAUUAACACGCUCUAUAUUUAUAAGUGAAUUAAAGAAGUGGUCCAAAUCUUUGAAUACCCGUUAG
Messenger RNA from Scheffersomyces stipitis CBS 6054, 534 nucleotides. Its product is annotated as Mg-dependent acid phosphatase. The record is from RefSeq and is a predicted model, not a curated record. The transcript has a single exon. The coding region runs from base 1 to 534 and encodes 177 amino acids. Gene Ontology annotation, molecular function: acid phosphatase activity. Lineage: Eukaryota; Fungi; Ascomycota; Pichiomycetes; Serinales; Debaryomycetaceae.